GUUUCCAAAGCGCGAGUUCCGAGCGCGCUCCGAGACGAUGCUCUCCAGCGCGUGUGAAAAGGAUGACACCGCCGGAGCGCGCUGGGUGCGGGGAAGAAGUGGCUGAAAGACAAGGAAAGUUGUUGUUCUAUGUUUAUUUAAUAAGAGCUUCGUGGUUCUGUGGGAUGGAUGGGUAGACGCUGAGAACCAUGCGUGUUAAGACAUGGCAUGGGCGCUCCUCUUUGCUCGACUCUCCCCCUGCUCGCACCGGCUCACGAGGACGUCCCUGUGCUUCCUUUCCAUCUUCUUCACGUACGUGUGCUACUGCGUCUUGUUCCCCGCGGAGAGCUUCAUGCAGAAGUCGGCUGAACCCACUCCGGACUGUGUGCACCAUCAAACCAAGGGGCCGAGGACCGUGGAGGCGCAUCCGGUGCGUCUCCACACGGCCACGCGGGACACUCCCAGCCCGCCUCUGAGUAGUAUGAAGUUUGGGAACAAAAAGUUGCCCAAAGCAAUCAUCGUGGGGGUGAAGAAAGGAGGGACCAGAGCCGUGCUGGAGUUUAUCCGGAUCCACCCGGACGUGCGCGCAGCUGGGACGGAGACGCACUUCUUUGACAGGAACUAUGACAGAGGACUGGAGUGGUACAGGAGUCUGAUGCCGCGAACGCUGGACUCCCAGAUCACCAUGGAGAAGACACCCAGUUACUUUGUGACCAAAGACACUCCUCAGAGGAUCUCCGCCAUGUCCCGGGACACCCGGCUCAUCGUGGUGGUGCGAGAUCCAGUCACUCGUGCAAUAUCGGACUACACACAGACUUUGAGCAAAACUCCAGACCUGCCCAGCUUCCAGGAGCUGGCCUUCAGGAACCAGACGCUGGGGAUUGUGGACACUUCUUGGAACGCCAUCCGCAUCGGCCUGUACGCGCUGCACCUGGACAACUGGCUGCGCUUCUUCCCUCUGGCUCAGAUCCACUUUGUGAGCGGAGAGCGUCUUAUCACAGACCCAGCAGGAGAACUGGCACGGGUACAAGACUUCCUGGGUCUAAAGCGUAUUGUGACUGACAAACACUUUUACUUUAACCGCACCAAAGGCUUCCCCUGCCUAAAGAAGCCAGAGAGCAGCGGCUCCCCACGCUGCCUGGGCAAGUCUAAGGGCAGAACGCAUGUCCAGAUCGACAGGGACGCCAUCGAGCAGCUACGAGAUUUCUAUAGACCCUACAACAUACGCUUUUAUGAAAUGGUGGGGCACGACUUUAAGUGGGAGUAGGAUUUUUAAGUGGGAGAUCCAGAGUGAAUGCAGGUGGCCAGAAAAGCCAGAUCUCUGCACUUUGCAGCUGUUAUUAUUUUUGAGCACAAACAGAGGAAACUGGUCAGUGAUGGUCAGCAUCAGCUGCUGUGUGGUAAAUAGAGCCAUCAGUUCAGCCUGAGCCUCUUAAUAUUUCUCUCUUCUACUGUAUGUUUCUGCUGACAGGAGGCUCUAUUUGCUGACUGGUUUCUGUAUAAAAAGGGAGUUUUGCCGGGGACUAGUGGGAUUAUUUCAUCUUAAAAACCUGCUGCACUAAUCAAGGCAGGGCUUGAAAGCAAGACCUUGGAAAAUGUCAGUGAAGUCUGAGGGGAGAGCAGAGUUAAGCUGCGUACUGUGCUGCUGCUGCCGGGGCCAUCUGAAAUGCAAAGCCAUACUGAUGAUGAACUGAGAAUAUCACUUCUAUAGGUCCACAUCAUUCUCAAAGCAUGAUGCUGUAUGCACUUCUCUAGGCACUCGCAGAACUCUUCAUUCUACAGUCC
Messenger RNA from Periophthalmus magnuspinnatus, 1764 nucleotides. RefSeq names its product heparan sulfate glucosamine 3-O-sulfotransferase 2-like. The transcript has 2 exons. The record is from RefSeq and is a predicted model, not a curated record. Gene Ontology annotation, molecular function: [heparan sulfate]-glucosamine 3-sulfotransferase activity. Bases 203 to 1246 code for a protein of 347 amino acids. Lineage: Eukaryota; Metazoa; Chordata; Actinopteri; Gobiiformes; Gobiidae.